AUGACUGGUUAUUGCAAUGCAGUAAGAAAGUUGGAGAAGAAGUAUGAGGGGUUAGAUCUCCACCACAUACCCCGAAUCAAGAAUCAAGCUGCCGAUGAUCUGGCAAAGUUAGGUUCCACUCGGAAACCUAUCCCCAGCAAUGUGUUCUUGGAGCAUCUCCACACCCCAUCAGUUCAGGAAGAUCCUUUUACACAGGAGCCCCCGCAACCGAUAAGCUCAACCAAUCUGACUGAGAUUGAAGUACCGGCUGUGGUCGACCUGAUCAUGGAGGUUUUGGUGGUCAUCCUCGAUUGGACGGUGCCGUAUAUUGCAUACCUGCUCAGGCAGGAACUCCUAGAGGAUGAAGAUGAGGCCCGCCAGAUCGUCCGACGAUCCAAAGCCUUCACCGUAAUAAGUGGGCAGCUUUACAGAGAAAGUGUUACCGGAGUUGCUCAACGCUGCGUCUCUCUAGAAGAAGGUCGGCUGAUCCUAAAUGAGAUCCACUCGGGGACCUGUGGCCACCAUGCGUCCUCUCGGAUCAUCAUAGCCAAAGCAUACCAAGAAGGAUUCUACUGGCCGCUUGCAAAUGAGAUGGCUAAAGAUAUAGUCGACAAUCGACAAUUCACCAAGUGGAUCGAAGCCAAGCCUAUCAAGAAUAUUGACUCGAGCAUUGCCAUCAGUUUCAUCAGAGAGUUGAUAUUCAGAUAUGGAGUCCCACACAGCAUUAUCACGGAUAACGGCUCCAACUUUGAUUAUGAUGAGUUCAGGGUAUUCUACGCUUCCCAAGGCACUCGGGUCGAUUACGCAUCUGUUGCGCACCCGCAGUUGAAUGGGCAGGCAGAGAGAGCGAAUGGUUUGAUCCUUCAUGGGCUGAAACCUCGACUAAUGCGCGACCUCAAGCAUGCUGCUAGAGCUUGGGUGACUGAAUUGCCAUCUGUCUUAUGGGAGCUGCGCCACAAAUACAAUGUAUGGUUGCAUUCGGAGCUAUGCCACAAGUACAAUGUAUGGCUGCACUCAGAGCUGCGCCACAAGUACAAUGUCUAUUCCGAGUAA
Aegilops tauschii subsp. strangulata is the source of this 1032-nucleotide messenger RNA. RefSeq lists its product as uncharacterized. Lineage: Eukaryota; Viridiplantae; Streptophyta; Magnoliopsida; Poales; Poaceae. The record is from RefSeq and is a predicted model, not a curated record. Gene Ontology annotation, molecular function: nucleic acid binding. Gene Ontology annotation, biological process: DNA integration.